UAUCCAAAAUAUCUAAGAGCUUCUUCUUCUUCUGGCUAGGGCUUCCACGCGACGACGGCUGCGAAAUAAUUCAAUUUCAUCAUUUCUACAGGAAUCAUGAAGCCAGUCUUCUGUGGGAACUUUGAGUAUGAUGCUCGUGAGGGUGAUCUUGAACGCCUCUUCAGGAAAUACGGCAGAGUUGAGAGGGUCGAUAUGAAAGCUGGUAAGCAAGUCCCCCCACUUUUCUUUCCUUCUUCUUCCUUUCACGUGAUUUGACCUCAAUGCGCAAGCAGUAUCCGUAAACCACUAAGUGCGAUGUGUCAAAGCAAAAUUCAAAUGCAUGUCAUGAAAUCCAUUUCCACGACAUGGCACUGGAACACUCAUUCCCUCCCUCCCUGCCUCCACACAGACGCACUCUUUUGCACAACAUCUUCCUGGCCAUGUCAAGGCAGCAUGCCGCAAAGUACCUCAGAGGAUAGAGAUUAAAAAAAAAAAAUAGAGUAAAACCGCCAUACUCAGCAUUUUCUUUGGCGCAGGAUUUUUAAUCUUGGGAUGCCUAUACUCCCACCAGGCCAUGAAUGGACCGUAAGGAAAUCUAUCACACUGUCCCCCUAAAACGAGUCACUUUCCUUCCGCAAAUGGCACUGCCAUCUUAAUUACAUUUCAUUCCUCAUGACUUUGGUUGGACACAUUCCUCUCCCAUGGAGCACUCUGUUUUCAUUCACAUUCCGUCUUGACUACCACAUUUUCAGUUGUUCCUUGACAUAUAUUAUUCCACAAUACAAGGGUUUGCUUUCGUCUACAUGGAAAACGAAAGGGAUGCUGACGAUGCAAUCCGAGGGCUUGACCGCAUUGAAUUUGGGCGUAAGGGACGCAGACUUCGUGUUGAGUGGACAAAGGGUGAACGUGGAGGUGACAGAAGAACUGGUGGUGGUUCAAGAAGAUCUUCAUCCAGCAUGAGACCUUCCAAGACUCUGUUUGUGAUAAACUUCGAUGCGGACAAUACCAGGACCCGGGAUCUAGAGAGACACUUCGAGCCAUACGGCAAAAUUGUAAACGUUAGGAUCAGGAGGAACUUUGCAUUUAUCCAAUACGAGGAACAAGAGGAUGCAACGAGAGCACUUGAAGCUACAAACAACAGUAAGCUGAUGGACAAAGUGAUCUCGGUGGAGUAUGCAAUGAAGGAUGAUGAUGCAAGAGGGAAUGGACAGAGUCCAGAUAGACGCCGUGAUAGGUCACCUGAAAGGAGGAGACGAUCGCCGUCUCCUUACAAAAGAGAGAGAGGGAGCCCUGAUUAUGGUCGAGGGGGUAGUCCCGUUGCUGCGUACAGGAAGGAAAGGACCAGUCCUGAUUAUGGCAGAAGACGUAGCCCGAGUCCUUACAAGAGAUCGAGGCGUAUGAGUCCAGAGUAUGGUCGCGACCGCAGAGGCAAUGAGAGCCCUCGCAGGAGGGAGAGAGUCGCAAGUCCCAACGAGAAGAGAGAGAGGAGGAGCCCUGAUGAUAGCCCGUUUAAGAAGGAGGAGAGCCCGAAGAAUGGAGGUGGUGAAGUUGAAAGUCCAAGGAGGGAGAGGUCAAGGUCUAGCCCUGAGAAUGGCCAAGUCGAAAGUCCUAGCUCUAUAGGAAGAAGAGACAGCGAUGAUGGUGCAGAAAGCCCGAUGCAGAAGAGCCGGUCUCGUUCGCCUCCAGCUGAAGAGUGAAUGAAAGUGGAUCCAACCAUCUCUAUCAAAGUAGAAUGUUGUUGUCAAACUCUUGUGUCGUGUUUAUUAUCUGUCUCUUUAUACAUUCGAACUCGGAUCUCUUUCAUUGUCGGAUUGAAAAACUUGGUCUUGUAUGCUUAAAAUCUUCCUUACUCUUUUUUUCGUU
Messenger RNA from Brassica oleracea var. oleracea, 1842 nucleotides. RefSeq names its product serine/arginine-rich splicing factor RS40-like. Gene Ontology annotation, biological process: mRNA splicing, via spliceosome. Gene Ontology annotation, cellular component: cytoplasm; nuclear speck. Gene Ontology annotation, molecular function: RNA binding. Bases 783 to 1676 code for a protein of 297 amino acids. The transcript has 6 exons. The record is from RefSeq and is a predicted model, not a curated record. NCBI's taxonomy places the organism in Eukaryota, Viridiplantae, Streptophyta, Magnoliopsida, Brassicales, Brassicaceae.